This is a messenger RNA of Schistosoma bovis, 207 nucleotides long. Lineage: Eukaryota; Metazoa; Platyhelminthes; Trematoda; Strigeidida; Schistosomatidae. The record is from the annotation of a GenBank genome assembly.
AUGAUGAUGAUGAUUGAUGAUGAUGAUGAUGAUGAUGAUGAUGAUGAUGAUGAUGAUGAUGAUGAUGAUGAUGAUGAUGAUGAUGAUGAUGAUGAUGAUGAUGAUGAUGAUGAUGAUGAUGAUGAUGAUGAUGAGGAUGAUGAUGAUGAUGAUGAUGAUGAUGAUGAUGAUGAUGAUGAUGAUGAUGAUGAUGAUGAUGAUGAUUGA